This is a messenger RNA of Melanaphis sacchari, 1204 nucleotides long. RefSeq names its product BCL2/adenovirus E1B 19 kDa protein-interacting protein 3 (gene BNIP3). Lineage: Eukaryota; Metazoa; Arthropoda; Insecta; Hemiptera; Aphididae. Gene Ontology annotation, cellular component: nucleus; mitochondrial envelope; mitochondrial outer membrane. The record is from RefSeq and is a predicted model, not a curated record. Gene Ontology annotation, biological process: mitochondrial outer membrane permeabilization; positive regulation of apoptotic process. Bases 326 to 904 code for a protein of 192 amino acids. The transcript is spliced from 6 exons.
CGUCGUUUUCGCUUAUCCUCGUUAUCCGACUGUUGACUAUUGAGACUGUUCAUUCCGCGUUAGUCCUCCGUUCCCUAUCGAACGCUGUUUUUGCUGUUACUGAUAUCGCGCAUCCGUUUAAGUUUUCGGUGUUUGUUUUCGUGUGUUGGCCACGUAAAACCGACACAAACGAGAUCGACCGUCAAUAUCUUUCUGUUUGUUUUACGUUUUUUCCGACCGUUCGGCUGAAAAAUCGUCGACCGCACACUAACCAUCCGUCGCGUACUUGCGCCGUUUCCCGUUCGGCGUACGCUUAAUCAACAAAAAGUUUUUCUCCGUCGUCAUCAUGUCUACUACGCCGAAGUCUCUGCCUGAGGAAUCGCUUGGCGAAUCUUGGGUUGAUAUCACUAGCUGCGCGUCACCGAUAUCUUUCCAGAGCGCCGACCGUGUCACUCCAGUGCCGUUCAUAUCGUCCGGCGAAGAAUACCUUAGACUGUUGAAAGAGGCUCAAAGGGAAAGUAACUCUUCGUCCAGAGUUUUGUCCAAAGAAUCGUCCAUAAAGGGCAGUCCAAAAUCACCACCAAACAGUCCAAACAAUGAAUUGGAAGAUGAUCUCAGGGGAGUGUACAUAAAUUAUUCAAACAGAGGUGGAGAAUUGUACAACUUGGAUAAGAGUACUGAUUGGAUAUGGGAUUGGAGUAGCCGACCAGACCAAGCACCUCCCAAAAACUGGAAAUUCAUUCAUCCCAAGAAGAAGACAUACAGUAUGCGCAAUGCUAAGGUUGGCAAAGACAGCCUCUUUUCCAAAGAAGUUUUGUAUACUUUGUUCCUGACCAAUAUUUUAUCUAUACUGCUGGGAGCUGGUGUUGGUGCUUGGCUAUGUAAACGAGGCGGUAUUAUGAUGUCUAGAGUGACUUUGGAAUAAUCUGUCUAUGGAACAUAACAUAUGCACAUACACAUGCACACACACAAAAAAAAAAACAAGAAUAAAUGUUGUCAAUUCGUUGUCUUUUUAAGUCUGAAAUUUAAAAAUGCAUGUUACAUUAUUUUCAAAAAUAACCCUCAAAAUAUUCCUUUUUGUAAUGUUAUAUUUAUAAUAUAGCUUAAGUUUGUAUUAACUUUAAGAUGAUUAUUAUUAAUUUGACACAUUUAGAUUAGGAAAUAUGACAUCUAAUGUUUAUUAUUAUAAUAUACAAUUUAACCAAAAAAAUCUUCUCACAUAAAU